ACACGCAAAAAAUACAUGACAUACAUUUUUGAUUACAUACAUUUACAAAUUACAAUUUGCACAAUAACACUAAUAUCUCACAUCUGUAUUAAUCUGUUUAACUACAAAUUUGCGUGGUUUCUGUAUUUUUCUUCACCAGAAUGAUAGUGUGUUUAGUGGAAUUAUUUACAUUGUCAAUAGUAUUAUUCUAAGACGUUUGGAGUUCCACAAGACAAAAUUGGUUAUUUUAUGAACACACUAAAAAUGGCUAAAGAAGAUAUACUACUGCGGGUGGAGAUGGGAAAAUUAGAAAUAGAACCAAUAAAGCAAAAUAUCACAACUACUGAUGAAAAUCCAUUUAUUAACCAGUUGCAACAGAAAAGAAUUUUUAGGCAAACAACACAAAGUAAAUGUUCAUGUACAUGGCAAAAGAAAAAUUUUAAUCCAGCUGUUCAUAAAAAAAGAAAUAAUAAGAUACUUAAAGAUCCUGUCUUAAAAUUACUCAAGACAAAUACUGUAGAUAACAAGAAAGAGGAGCAACAAACAAGGAAUAAAGUAAAUCCAAGUUCUGCUGAAAAUUUGAAUGUAGAUAUUUUAAAUUUAUGUGCACUUGUUGAUAAUUGUAAUCAGUUACGCAUAUCAUCUAGUUCCAAAAAGGAUAGAAAGUUAACAGUUGCAGAACUUAAUAAUCCAGCAAAAUGGUGGAAGAAUGAUUUAAUACAUGCUAGGCAAGUUAGAAAAUUAGUAGUAGAAAAUAACCAAACAGGUACUUCUUGUUCUCAACAAGCACUUAACCCUCCUUGUGAUGUUACAAUUGAUGAACUAGCAAGUUAUUUUGAAACUUUGGUUCAUAUACCUAAGAAGAUGUCAUCAAUGGCAGAAAUGAUGUAUAUUUAGGAAAAUGUAUUACAAUAAAACAAGUGGUCCAAUAUUAAUGAUUUCUUCCACAAUUUAUAUGAAUAAUAUUUUUCUGAACUGAGUAGCAACAUUAGAUAGAAGGUAUAAGGUCUUGUUACUAUUGAUGCUGAUUUUAGAAUCACAUAAAAAUGAGUGGCACAAACUAGUUGUUUCAAGAAUGUAACAUAAUAGUACCUGAUCAUUAAAAUAUAUGUACAUAUUUAUAAGAUGUUCCUAACCUUACAUUUUAUAUUUUUAACAUAAAGAAAUUCUAUACUUGGGAGGUGAUAACUAUCAUUUACUUUAAUUUCUUGCUACUUUGAAUUUAUUAAACAUCUAAACAUUACAUUGAUAUGCAUAUUAUUUGUGGAGGAACAUUAUAUGAUAAGAAUAAGGUAGGGGAUGUAUUUGUUAGUAUUUCAUUAUCAUGUCACUGAACUGUCACUUUAGCAAAUCAGAGGGUGAAAUAAGGUAAUAGAAGGUAUGUGAAUUGACCAAACAAUAUUAGUCCAAAUUGACAAAUAAAUUUUCUACUUAGUUUCUGUGAUUGGCACUAAAUUAGUUGAAUGUAGACUUGUAUUUUGAACAGCAGUUAUAAAAUCUAAAUUCUUUUUUUGUACCUAGUUUAUCAAUUAAUUUAUAAUAAAUAACUCUUUUAUUCCCUAUUAACAUUUCAUAUGUAUAGAAAACUUAAUAAGUACCUAUUAUAGUUUGUAUAUGUCCGUAAUAAUGCAUUCUUUUUUUAUACUCUAUAAUUGUGGAAGAAUUUAUUGGAAGUAUUGUAAAUAACUAUAAAUAACUCAUUCUCUUCAUAAUUCUAGAAAUAAUAUAAGGCUAAUUGAAUGUUCAUUUAUAUCUUCUAUUAAGUAUAUUCUAAAUAUAUUUAGAUCAAUAUUUUGUGAUAAAAUAUGUCCUACAAUGUUUUAAUUCUAAGAAGAAUUAAAUAGUUGAUUCGCAUAAUUAAAUAAUGUUCUUUUAAGUUUAAUCUAUAUUUUCCAUUUAGUUAAUAAAUAUAGUAAAUAUUUAUUGACUAAAUGUGAUGUGAUAUAUCAUCAUCUGCUUUUAAGCACAGAUCCUCCGGUGUGCACUUAGGGUAUGCUUACUAAAUAAUUUAAUGAUUUGUCUCAAGUUCCAAGUGUAAAAAACUUAAUUACCACAACAAUUUUGAGAAGAGAGAUCAUUCUUUCUAAGCCUCACAGUACAAUUUUGGUUGUGUGCCUAAAAGCCAACACACACAAGUAUACACUCUCUAACUCUUUUAAAUAUACAAUGAACCAUUUUAUUGAUGAAAUUAUGAUUUUCGCAAAAAGUAACAACCUAUACGCGAAUAGACACAUUACUUACAUAAUUAUCGUGCAAAUAUAUUUCACAGCUUUUUAAAAGUUAACUAAUUAAACCUAAUUAGCUAGCGAGUAGUGAUUUCGGAACAACAAUGUUAAUAUAUAUAUACAUAUAUAUUGUAAAAAAAUCAUUAAGCUAAAUUAAAUACAUGAAUGAAAUAAAUGUAAAAUGUUCCGGUAGUUUGCUGGUAUAUGUACAUCAUUUAAAAUGUAAAUGCUUUUUCUGAGAUCACCUUGCUCAAGUUAGUUUCAGACAGAUGGACAAAGGCAUUGUAAACUGUCGAUGUGUUGUAUUCGGCACUUGAUAUGCGGGGUGAAGGGGGAUAAAUUCGAGUUCAUUUACUACAAUGGGCUAACUGACCUCACCUCAUGCCCAUCUUGUCUUCCACAGAUACCUCGCCAGCGAAUAUUGUUAGCGCAGGUGGGUGUACCAUUCCAUUACCAUCGUAAAAAAAAUACUUGACAUGCCAAACAAUGCCUACAUUUCACUAUUGAACCAAACAUGGCAGUAAGCUAGCAUAUCGCCGUCUGUAGAAUUCUCUUCCCCCUGCUGUAUUGUAUCAUGCUACUCUUUUUGUUUUUUCGAACUUGGUCGCAGCUGGUUUUUAUUUCAUCCUGUAAAAUUGGGCACAAGCGCAGAAGGCCUUCGAAAUCCUCGGAAAGACCUAAGGAGCGGCUUAAAUGUAUGCCUGAUGGAUUCUACUUUAGCCCUCAGAUUAAAGUCGCCUUUGCAAUAAGGCCAACAGACGGGACACUGUGAGCUUAUAUUCGAACCCUUAGCCUGAGGUAUAAGGGCCGAAAUUAAAUUACAACAAGGGAUUUUAACAUUUAACCUGUUUCAAUCGGUUAACACAAAUAAACUUUACGUAAUAUGCGAUAUUCAAGAAACCAUACGUCGCAGUCUUUUAGUUAUAUAACAGUUUUCGUUUUCUACAUGAAUGAUGUCUGACAUCUACAAAAAUGAGUUAGCAUUUUUAACCUGAUGUAAGUACGUAAACAUGAGUAGGUACGUCAAAAUUAGUUGAUAAAAUUAAAUUACAUCUAUCGAUAAAAUAUGAGUUAAUUUUUAUAUGUACUUAUUUCGUAGACACCAGGAACAAAACAAGCGAAAGUGGUAUAAACAUUCAAGGCAUAAACUUAUGCGGAGCAUAUAUGUAUUGUUAUUUAAUGCCUAUAUUUACUCUACAAUUAUUUGUUGUUUUCUCUUAUGAUUAUGGUCGUUUCAAUAUUGCUCUUAUUGGUAUAUGAAAUACCAAAUUUGUAUAAGGUAUGUAUUUAAUCAAUACCUAAUAAUAGGUAUAUCAGUAUGACUCAGCGAAUACUUAGAUAUAUGUAGGUAUAACUAUGUAAGUACAUGUUUAAUUAAGUAACAAAAAUAGAUUUGUAUAUACUUAUUUAUACUUCAGAAAAAUGUUUUAUAACUCACUGCGGAACACAUUUGACUAUAAAGCAGCGGUGUUCGCAUAGAAUACACUGCAUGUUAUUUGCUGAUAACGUAGUUAUCUAAAAGGCGAAUUCAUUUAUAAAAACCUUUGAGAUAUUUUUUUAUUAUAUUAAUUACAAAUAAUUAAAUAUGUGUAUGUGGUAGAGAUGAGAUGUUGAGAUGUAUAUAUGUGUAGUGUGCCAGGAAUGACAGAUUCAGAAAUGUAUAUAUAUAGUUCCCUAUUGCAUACGUAAUAGGGAAGUUGCGAGGAAUGUCUUGUUUUACCCGCGACCAUUGAACAUGGUGUGCUAAGCCGCUAGACCACCGAGGCCGAUAGGGAUCAGUAGGUGCCAUACUGCGUUGAUCCCAAACAUAGAUAAAAUAAUAUUACAUAACCCAAGUAAUGGGAUGAAUGUAAAAAGCAAUGAUAAUCAUUUAGAUAUAAACUAUUGAAAUAAAAGUAAUGGAUAUUAGUAGAUAUGUUAUUAAGUGGCUUUUCAUCAAUUGAUUAUAGAAAUGUUCAUACUUUUACCUAUUAAGUCCAGUUUGGUUUAUGUACGGAUUCUAUUUAGCAAGUAUGUUUACUAAUAAUAAAUAAAUAUGUUGGUUGCAGUUGAUAUUUAAAAAAAUCAAGUAUACUAAUACCUCGAGUCCUAUACAAAGUGAAGAUAUUCUCCAUGAAAAUUAUAAUAAUUGUUUUUUAAUAGGAAACAAGGAUUUCAAUACGUUUCAAAAGAUGACCGAAAUUGGAAAAGAUACAAUGGAGUUUGCCAUUUCUUCAAAUUCCUAUUAGUUUUCGAUCUGUGCCCUAGGACUAUUUUUUUUUUCUAUCCACACGGUGUACCUUACGGACAUGAACCGCCAUCAUCGCUGGGUCGCGUUAACAUGUGAAAUAGGGUAAGUCUCAGCUAAGGCGUUUGUUCGCUCUACUUAUUUAAGUAGGUGCUUGGACACAUGCGUUCGUCUUCAGUGCCAUUUACUUGGAAUGCUACCUCCCUCAACGCGAGCACCAUGGCCCGGUGGUGUAUAGAAGCGGGGUUGAAUGCCGGACUCUUGAGUCGGAUUACAGGAACUGAAUGAUUAGAAUUUCGCUCCAUUUUUGCCGUACACUCCGUAUGUUUAUAACGUCGGCAAACCUGG
This is a messenger RNA of Achroia grisella, 4779 nucleotides long. RefSeq lists its product as uncharacterized. NCBI's taxonomy places the organism in Eukaryota, Metazoa, Arthropoda, Insecta, Lepidoptera, Pyralidae. The coding region runs from base 229 to 876 and encodes 215 amino acids. The transcript is spliced from 2 exons. The record is from RefSeq and is a predicted model, not a curated record. Gene Ontology annotation, biological process: cellular response to hydrogen peroxide.